AAAAAAAACUUCUUUUAGAUAAAAGAUAUAAAGAGAAGCCCAAACAAAUUUCCUUCUCCGAGUCAUUCGGAUCCAUCUUUGAUGGAUUCCAACUUGGAAAAAUUCUUUCUUUCGUUCCCUUCCUCUCUUGUUUACUGGUUUUCUCUUCAUCUUCCUCCACAAACACAGCUUAAUUCCCUCCUCGUCUUCAUAUUUCUUUUUCCUCCUUUCCCUUCUUUUUAUCUUCUUCUCUCAUGUAUUUUCUUCUUCCUUAAUUUCUCCAUUCCCAUCUUUCCCUCUCCAACUCUCUGUUCAAAAAACAUGGCGAUUGGCAGGUCUCGCAGCAGUAAGCGUACUUCCUCUGGUUCCCACACCUCAACGGUAACCACCGUCGUCUUCGUAGCACUAUGCGUUUUAGGCGUAUGGAUGCUCACUUCCAACUCCGUCGUGCCGCCGCAAACAACCGAUCGAGCUGCCAAGAGUACUGCCGGCGGCGGUGAUGCGAACGGCAAUGUUGAUUUCUUGGAUACAUCCAAUACAGAACCCAUCACGAAACAAAAUAAUGUCGUGGAAGAGUCUUCUUCGAAGGAGCGAGAGAGUAAAGAUCAGCCGGCGUUUGAGGACAAUCCAGGUCAUCUUCCCGACGACGCCAUUAAAUCCGACGAGCCCGGGAAAGAGAAGACGAAUAAUAAGGAACAGGAGGUGAUCUCAGGUGUUGAUCAGGAUAAUACUCAACAGGGUGCGGAUGAUGAUCAAGAGAAGGAGAGAAUUAGACAGAUCGAAACCCAGAUAAAUGAGAUUGCGAUGAGUCAAAAUCAACAAGAAGAGCAAAAUAAUCAACAGACGACUGAUUCUGGUGAAACUGAUAAUAAUAACAAUAAUAAUAAUAAUAAUAACGACAAUAAUAAUGAUAAUAAACAGCAAAGCACAGGCAGCGAGGAAGGUGAUGACAAUGGCGAUCAAGACGGAAAAUCUGGUAAAGGAACAGAGAGUUCACAGGAAUCACAGACGCAGAAAUCAAAUGAAAACCCAACUGAGAACACGGAAACUCUGAAGGAGUUCGAGACGGAGCAGCGAGAGCAACGAGAAGAAGACUCCGGCGACCAGAAAAGUACACAAGAAAAUCAAAAUGGCGGAUCCAACCAGGAUUCAAAGAAGCAAGAAGAACAAAAACAGCAGCAGCAGGAGCAAAAACAGACAGGAAAUGAUCCAGAGGUCACUUUCAACGACGCGACGAAACAGCAACAGCCGCCGGAGAGUGGUUUCUUCAACGAGGUGACAGGGACGGAUGCGUCGCACCCGCAGCAAACUCAGAAAACUACAGAACAGAAACAAGACACUGAUCAGCAGAAUAAGAGCGAGUCGACUCAACAACCCAAACAAGCAUCGACUGCGUCGAACACUGGGAGUUUCCCGGGGGCAGGGAAUUCGGGAAUACCUAAAGAGUCAGCGGAGUCAAAGAAGUCAUGGAAGACGCAAGCAGCUCAGUCAAAGAACGAGAAAGCGAGACAGAUAGACGAGUCGACGGAAAAUGUCAACGGUUACACGUGGCGUCUUUGUAACGUAACAGCGGGCCCCGAUUAUAUUCCCUGUUUGGAUAACGUCAAAGCGUUAAGACUUCUGAAAACCACUGGGCAUUUCGAGCACCGUGAGAGACAUUGCCCUGAGGAUCCACCCACGUGCUUGGUCCCACUACCGGAAGGGUACAAGUGGUCAAUCCAAUGGCCUAAAAGCAGAGAUAAGAUAUGGUAUCAUAAUGUGCCACACACGAAACUAGCAGAGGUGAAAGGUCAUCAAAACUGGGUAAAAGUAACGGGAGAGUUUUUGACUUUUCCUGGUGGUGGUACCCAGUUCAUACAUGGCGCUCUCCACUACAUUGAUUACAUUCAGCAGUCGGUACCGGCAAUUAAAUGGGGAAAACAUACGCGAUCAAUAUUGGAUGUUGGGUGUGGGGUGGCAAGUUUUGGAGGUUACCUGUUUGAAAGGAAUGUCCUGACAAUGUCUUUUGCACCAAAAGAUGAGCAUGAGGCUCAGGUUCAAUUUGCCCUGGAAAGAGGAAUUCCUGCAAUAUCAGCUGUAAUGGGUUCUAAGCGCCUGCCAUUUCCAGCCAGAGUCUUUGAUCUCCUCCACUGUGCACGUUGCAGAGUUCCCUGGCACAACGAAGGGGGUCUGCUUCUUUUGGAGCUUAACAGAGUUCUGAGACCUGGAGGUUACUUUGUCUGGUCUGCUACUCCAGUGUACCAGCAGCUGGAAGAAGAUGUGGAAAUCUGGAAGGCAAUGUCUGCAUUGACAAAAUCCAUGUGUUGGGAACUUGUAACAAUCACAAAGGAUAAGCUCAAUGGCAUCGGUGCUGCUAUUUACCGUAAACCAACCACCAAUGACUGCUAUGAUAAAAGAGAACAGAACCAACCUCCCAUGUGUAAAAAUGACGAUGACCCUAAUGCUGCAUGGUAUGUACCACUGCAAGCAUGUAUGCACAGAGUGCCUACUAAUCCAACUGAGAGAGGAACCAAAUGGCCAGAAGAGUGGCCUCAUCGGUUAGAGACACCUCCUUAUUGGGUAAACAGCUCUCAAAUGGGAAUUUAUGGGAAACCAGCUCCUCAAGAUUUCUUAGCAGAUUAUGAACACUGGAAACAAGUAGUGACCAAGGUAUACAUGAAUGAAUUAGGAAUCAGCUGGUCCAAUGUCAGAAAUAUAAUGGACAUGAGAGCUGUUUAUGGAGGGUUUGCAGCAGCUCUCAAGGACCUUCCUGUCUGGGUGCUGAACGUUGUCAACAUAAAUGCUCCGGACACACUUCCAAUAAUCUACGAGCGAGGUCUCUUCGGGAUAUACCAUGAUUGGUGUGAAUCUUUCAGCACAUACCCUCGCUCCUAUGAUCUCCUGCAUGCUGAUCAUCUUUUCUCUACGUUAAAGACAAGGUGCCAGCUUGUUCCUGUAAUAGCAGAGGUUGAUAGAAUAGUCAGACCUGGAGGUAAAUUGAUAGUCCGCGAUGAAUCUAACACAAUCAGGGAAGUUGAGAAUCUGUUGAAGUCUCUGUUCUGGGAAGUUCAUUUAACUUUCUCCAAGAACCAAGAAGGGAUACUCAGUGCUCAGAAAGGAAACUGGAGGCCGGAUACAUAUGAAGUUUCUUCCUAAUCAGGAGGAAGAUCAAGUACCUGCAGCUUCUCAACCGUCUAUAUAGCUUGGCACUGAUUAGUAGUGUAGCAUAUGAUUUGAUGUAAGAUAUAUGUCAUUGUUAUAACUUGUUAUUUACGUUACAUGUAGAACUCUGAGGAAUAGAUAAAUUAUAGAGAAGUUAUGUAAAACGCUGCUUAAUGGCACA
This is a messenger RNA of Carica papaya (papaya), 3301 nucleotides long. RefSeq names its product S-adenosyl-L-methionine-dependent methyltransferases superfamily protein. The record is from RefSeq and is a predicted model, not a curated record. NCBI's taxonomy places the organism in Eukaryota, Viridiplantae, Streptophyta, Magnoliopsida, Brassicales, Caricaceae. Gene Ontology annotation, cellular component: trans-Golgi network; cytoplasm; endosome. Gene Ontology annotation, molecular function: methyltransferase activity.